UUAACCGGAAGUGAAAUCUACUUCCGGUCAACGUUCUACAUUUUGGCGGGCUGCCGUUGCAGCUUUGCGCGGACGUCAAAAGUGCAGGUUUGCCGUUCUGGAGAAAACGUGAGUAUUAUUUCGUUUGUUAACCUUAAAAUUCCUGUUUAUUUAUUGUUUAUUCAGCUUUUUUUCAGGCAAAGCAGUUUAAGAAACUAUCACAUAACAUGAUUCGGACUUUUUUUAUUAAAUAGCAGCAAUUUUAGCAGUUGAAAAAAAGUUGAAAAUGUCCUAUGUUGUCUUUCAGGUCAGACAGCUUACUUACUUGUGAGCGAGAUUGUGAGCGAUGUCCACGACCACAACAAAAACUCUGUUAAAAUCAUCGAUGGAGUGGACAGAAGACCAUGAUAUCUUAAUGCUAAGAGAAAUGCUUGCUUGCGAGAUUUUCUCGUUUAAAAAAGGUAGCGUUAGUCGAAUCGAAACCUGGGAAAAUAUCAURGCCAACCUUAACAGGAUAGAGUCGCCACAAUUCAGGAUCAAAGAUAAGAGAGCAAUCAGGGACAGAUGGCAAUUACUAAGCCGAAAGUACAAAGCUAAAACAAGAGAUGAAGAGGCCGCCAGUGGUAUCUCAGUCGACGAACCUUCAGAAAAAGAAGUUCUGAUAGAGGAACUACUGGAUAGGGAAAACACCACAGCAAGCCAAGAGUCCGCCGCUUCAAAAGCGACGAAAGACAAAGACCAAGCCGAAGAAGCGAGGAAGUCAGCGAUGGAAAGAAUGCGGCAAAAUAAGCGCAAGCAGAAGUUAAGUGAUGAUGAAGAUGAAAAACCGAAAAAAUCCAAAAAAAGAUGUGCACAGCCGCUUGUAGAGUUCCUAAAAGAGAAAGCGAGCGAAGAUCGUGAGUUGCGCGAGGCGGAGAUGGAGCUGAAGAAAAAAGAACAAGAAAAUCAGAACAAUCUGAUGAAAAGUAUGCUAGAAAAUCASCAUCAAUUGAAUAGCAGUUUUGUGGAUGUGCUUAAAAAAUUUCUGUCAAAAGAUUAGAAUAAGGUAAAAAUUAWUUUUGAUGAUCAAUUUGUAUUGUAUUGGAGUGCUUUUGACUUGUAAAAUGUGUU
Molecule: messenger RNA, 1089 nt
Organism: Exaiptasia diaphana
Lineage: Eukaryota; Metazoa; Cnidaria; Anthozoa; Actiniaria; Aiptasiidae
Product: stress response protein NST1
Exons: 2
Coding region: 326-1018 (230 amino acids)
Source: RefSeq, a predicted model, not a curated record